This is a messenger RNA of Ilex paraguariensis (yerba mate), 972 nucleotides long. NCBI's taxonomy places the organism in Eukaryota, Viridiplantae, Streptophyta, Magnoliopsida, Aquifoliales, Aquifoliaceae. The record is from the annotation of a GenBank genome assembly.
AUGGCUACAGUGCCGGUGGCCUACCAGGGAAACAUCUCCGCCUCCGCGCCGGAUUGGUUGAACAAAGGCGACAACGCAUGGCAGAUGAUAUCGGCGACGCUCGUCGGCCUCCAGAGCGUGCCAGGCCUCGUCAUACUCUACGGCAGCAUAGUCAAGAAGAAAUGGGCAGUCAACUCGGCUUUCAUGGCACUCUACGCCUUCGCCGCCGUAGUAAUCUGCUGGGUCACCUGGGCUUACAAGAUGUCCUUUGGCGAUAAGCUACUUCCCUUCUGGGGCAAAGCAGGCCCGGCUCUCGGCCAAAAGUUCCUCAUUAAACAGGCGGCCCUGCCGGAAAGCACCCAGUACUAUCACAACGGCACGAUGGAGACACCGAUGGCGAUGCCGUACUAUCCGAUGGCGUCGAUGGUGUGGUUUCAGUGUGUGUUUGCUGCCAUAACUUUGAUUCUUUUGGCUGGGUCUUUGCUUGGGAGGAUGAACAUAAAGGCUUGGAUGAUGUUUGUGCCUCUGUGGCUCACUUUCUCGUACACCGUCGGAGCGUUUAGCCUGUGGGGAGGUGGGUUCUUGUUUCACUGGGGUGUUUUAGACUAUUCUGGUGGCUAUGUCAUUCAUCUGUCUUCUGGGAUUGGCGGCUUCACAGCUGCUUACUGGGUAUUGAGGUCAGGAAGGGAGCUCAGCCAAAAAUAUCCAAGCUCGGAGGUCCAGACAUUCGGCUCCCUCGGCCUGCAGCUCAAAGAAAAUGAGUGAAAGACAGCUGACAACCACUAAACGCCCUUUCAACGGCAAUAAACGUUAGUUUAGGCGCAAAAAUCUCAACUACAUAAACUAUCGUCUAAAAUCAAGCAAAGCGUUACAAGAGAGAGGCGAAUAUUUCGCCCAGACCCCAUGGAAUUAGGAACUAAGCUAUAAAUACUGUACAAAGUCCUCACUUUGAGGCGGGCAAUCAAAAAAAUAAUACCAAGAGGACUGUAUAAU